Messenger RNA from Halichondria panicea, 2072 nucleotides. Its product is annotated as CWF19-like protein 1. Gene Ontology annotation, cellular component: post-mRNA release spliceosomal complex. NCBI's taxonomy places the organism in Eukaryota, Metazoa, Porifera, Demospongiae, Suberitida, Halichondriidae. The coding region runs from base 741 to 1160 and encodes 139 amino acids. Gene Ontology annotation, molecular function: RNA lariat debranching enzyme activator activity. The record is from RefSeq and is a predicted model, not a curated record. The transcript is spliced from 9 exons. Gene Ontology annotation, biological process: mRNA splicing, via spliceosome.
GCCUGGAUGAUAGGUAAAAACAGCUCAUACAGAUAAUUAUACUGAUACACCUGUUUCUACAAAUCACAGCAUCUCUAGUCAGCUCUAAAAUGAUUUACUUGCAUUGAACUAGCUAGCCAGAUCUAAUAAUCCACAACUCCAACCACACGCACUCUGUCAAUAGUGAGUGUAGGGACUGACCGUCAUAGCAGCUCUCUCUGCCACAGUAGAGUCCCUCCAGGAGACCAGCUAUCAGCAUCAAGACAAGGGAGAUAAUCUAUUGGUCAGUUCUCUUCCCAAUCACCUGGAGAAGUUGUUGAACUAUGGUACGUUCACCUGUAUUAUUAGUGUCAGCUCUUUAAAUAGAGUUCUGUUGGUACAAUUUCUUGAUUUUUUGAGUCCGUUCAGGCCAUUGUCAAAAACUGGCUGAAAAUAAUUAACACAUCAUCUGAAAGGCAUCUCUCUACAUGUAUGUCUGAAAAUGAAUGUGAUUGGACCAACAGAACUAAAGUUUUGACUGUUCGAAGAUACUUCAUUUAAUGCUUGUAAUUAUACGUACAUGUUACAUGUCCUCAUCUUUAAAUCCCUACACAGUAAUACCUCCACAACUUUUGAUGCUAACUGUAUUGUGUUUCAUUUCAUGCAGGAAUCACAAAAUCCUCCAAGGCAAGCCACAUCAUGUGACACGAUUCUUAGCUUUUGCUCAAGUGGGAAAUCCAGACAAAAAGAAAAGAUAGCUGUAUGCAUUCUCUGUCACACCCAUGAGCUCCAUGGACGAGAAAGAGCUGACUCAGCAACCACCCACUGCCACCAACUGUCCCUACACUGAACUAGUCAAAUCUUUGAGGGAGUCUCAAGAGGAGGCUGGGCCUAACUUCUUAUUUGACCAGAGGGCUCUUGAUUCAGCUCAUCGCAAACAGAAGAGACGACAGGACGGAGGACCCCCUGAAAAGAGACGACCCCCUCCCCAGCCCAGGGGGCCGUGCUGGUUCUGUCUGGGGGGCAAGGAGGUGGAGAAACAUCUCGUGGUCUCCAUCGGAGAUCAUACCUACCUGGCUUUAUCCAAGGGUGGGAUGGUACCAGAGCAUGUGCUGGUCCUACCCAUCGGUCACUAUGCAGCCUCCACUGACGCACCACCAGUGAGUUCAUGUGCUGUGUGUACCACUGCUGUGUGUGUAUAGUCAUUGUUUGUAUUGUGGAGAGUAUGUUUCCAUGCGCUGUGUGUACUAUUUAGCAGUCUGUAGUGGUCAGCCUGUAAGCAGGCCACCCUCUAUAAUACAGCCAGGUUAAUGGGUCCCAAAGUCUCCAUAGCAUGUGUUUGGACCUGUGUUAGCAGACCACCUCUUUAGUACAGCCACUGUUGGUCUGCCCACUGUGAGGUUUUGGAGGAGCUUGGAAAGUUUAAGAGUGCUCUGAGGAAGUACUUCAACAGCAAAGAUCAGUUGUGUGUCAUCUUCGAGAGAAACUACAAAUCACAACAUCUUCAACUACAGGUUAUUCCAGUGACCAAGAUUCCCUCUGAUGCUCUGAGACAAGCCUUCAUACAUUAUGGGCGGAGUAUGGGGGUGUGGCUUGAGACUGUGCCCAGGGAAACACCACUCUCAGAGAUUGCAUACACUGGUGUUUCAUAAAUCCUGGCAGAAUUUGAUGAUGGGGGAAAUAUGUUCACAAGACCAUUUUCUCACCAACUCACGCAGACAAACAACCAGAUCACUGAAUAUAGGUUAUAGUAUGUUUCUACUACUUUGAGCUCAUGAGGUAAACAGCACUCUCAAGUGAGUAGCAAAUGUCUCUUCCACAAAUCUGUCAUCAUACCUAUCGAGUGAACACACAAACUGUUUUAGUUCCUGGAACAAUACGUACGAGCGUUUCUCUCUCCAAUUUGGAAGGGAGGUGUUGGCUGAUCCUCUCGUUCUGAAUCUGCCCAAUCAGAUCAACUGGAAGUUGUGUCUUGCGACGAAGGACGAGAAGACGAAAGUUGCUCUAGAAAUGAGGAAGAACUUUGAAUCAUGAUUUCACAACUUACAACUGACAACGAUGAUCAAGUUUAUUUUCACUUUCACUUUUGUAUAAUUGACGUUUUGUGUUUGUUG